This is a messenger RNA of Jatropha curcas, 512 nucleotides long. Its product is annotated as ubiquitin-like protein 5. The record is from RefSeq and is a predicted model, not a curated record. Gene Ontology annotation, biological process: protein modification process. NCBI's taxonomy places the organism in Eukaryota, Viridiplantae, Streptophyta, Magnoliopsida, Malpighiales, Euphorbiaceae. Gene Ontology annotation, molecular function: protein binding.
UAGACUGGAUAUACAACAGGCCAUUUUCAAUCAUCGCUGCGUCUGUUAUCUGUGCAGAACAAGGAGAAAGAAAGAUCGAGACUCGAAGAAGAUGAUAGAGGUGAUUCUGAAUGACAGGUUGGGGAAGAAAGUUCGAGUCAAAUGCAACGAAGACGACAGCAUCGGCGACCUUAAGAAACUAGUCGCGGCUCAGACUGGUACCCGACCUGACAAGAUUCGGAUCCAGAAGUGGUACACUAUAUACAAGGAUCAUAUUACCCUCCAGGACUAUGAAAUUCACGACGGCAUGGGUCUCGAGCUCUAUUACAAUUAGCUCCUCUGCUUCCUUCCUUUGGUAUUUCUUUUCUCUCUAAUUCCAUGUGUUCGACAUUAAUAAUUAUAUUAGAAUGUGUUAAUUAAUAAUUAAUGAACUGGUAUAUGUACUUAAUUGAAAACCUUGUUCGCUUAACAAUCUUGUCUUCGUGUUUGUGUUUGUUUGCGCCAUUGGAGUUGGAUGUUUUCAUUGAAUUUCA